Molecule: messenger RNA, 759 nt
Organism: Hirsutella rhossiliensis
Lineage: Eukaryota; Fungi; Ascomycota; Sordariomycetes; Hypocreales; Ophiocordycipitaceae
Product: haloacid dehalogenase-like hydrolase domain-containing protein
Exons: 2
Coding region: 1-759 (252 amino acids)
Molecular function (GO): phosphatase activity
Source: RefSeq, a predicted model, not a curated record
AUGGGCUCCGUCUCGAGCGACACGCCGGCCCUGGCCACCAAGCCAGCCUUCAUCUUCUUCACCGACUUUGACGGCACCGUCACGACGGCCGACUCCAACGACUUCAUGACGGACAACCUCGGCUUCGGCCGCGACCGCCGCGUCCAGGGCAACAAGGGCACGCUCGACGGGCGCGUCCACUUCCGCGACUCGUUCCGCGAAAUGAUGGACAGCGUCGCCACCCCCUUUGACGAGUGCCUCGCCCUCCUCCUGCGCAGCAUCGAGCUCGACCCGGGCUUCAAGGACUUUUACGCCUGGGCCCGCGCCAGCAACGUGCCCAUUGUCAUUCUCAGCGGCGGUAUGGAGCCCGUCAUCCGCGCCCUGCUCGACAAGCUGCUCGGCCCCGGCUGGGACAUUCAGAUUGUGAGCAACGACGUUUGCCCCCGCGACGGCAGGUCCAUCAACGACGUCAAUGGCUGGACCAUCCAGUACCACGACGACAGUGUCUUUGGCCACGACAAGUCCAUCGAGAUCCGCAAGUACUCGUCCCGGCCCGACCGGCCCAUCCUGUUCUACGCCGGCGACGGCGUCUCCGAUCUGUCCGCCGCCAAGGAGACGGACCUGCUCUUUGCCAAGGCUGACAAGGAUCUCGUGACGUACUGCGAGAGGGAAAAUGUCCCCUUUGUCACCUUUCGCGACUGGACGAGCAUCACGCAGACGUGCAAGGACAUUGCCGCAGGCAAGAUAUCCGUUCAAGACGCCGCAAAGGGGCGCAUUUGA